Messenger RNA from Homarus americanus (American lobster), 4730 nucleotides. It is a transcript of the gene MED21, whose product is annotated as mediator of RNA polymerase II transcription subunit 21-like. Gene Ontology annotation, molecular function: transcription coregulator activity. Bases 63 to 503 code for a protein of 146 amino acids. The record is from RefSeq and is a predicted model, not a curated record. Gene Ontology annotation, cellular component: mediator complex. Lineage: Eukaryota; Metazoa; Arthropoda; Malacostraca; Decapoda; Nephropidae. The transcript is spliced from 4 exons. Gene Ontology annotation, biological process: regulation of transcription by RNA polymerase II.
GGCCGCGAGUAAUACUGAACGCUGAUUGGUGGAGAAAGGGAGCUGACAUCACAACAACCAACAUGGCGGACCGCUUGUCGCAGCUCCAGGACGCUGUCAACCAGCAAGCAGAGAAUCUGUACAACAGCAUUGGGUGUCUCUUCAAUUCUUCAGCUCCAUGCAGCUUUGAUAAAAGUGGCAAGACUCCAUCACAAAAUGAAAAUCCUGAUGACAUGAUUGAACACAAGAGAGUAUUUGCAACUGUGAUUGCACGGAAUGCCAAAGAUAUAGAUGCCCUGAUUGAAUCAUUACCAUCAGAGGAUUCUUCUGCUGAACUUCAGACAGCAAGUAUGCGGGUGUUAGAACAAGAAGGGGAGGAGGCUGCCCAGAGACUCCAGCGAGGUAUUGACCGAGGUGAUAAAUUGUUAGAAGAAAUUAAUAGAGCACUUACUGAGAUUGCUAAUACUCAGUUGGCAAUUAACCGUAUUACAGAAGCUUCGCAGGGAGAUACAAUUAAGAUAUGAAAAUUUCUAGUGCAGCACUUCAAAUAUUGUGCAGUGUGCAUAUAUUAAGAUAUAUCCUGAAAUUGUCAGGUACUUUUGUAUUUAUGACCCAAUCAUUAUGUGAGUACCUGUGUCUCCCUGUUUGUGGAAGAUGUUAUAAUAAUAAGCUCAUUCCCAAGUUUGACUAUAAAAAUUUAUUUGUGAACUUGGCAGUAAUACGAUAGCUAUACUGUUGUGAAUAUUUAAAAUAUAUUCACUAUAUAUUUUGUUGACUGAUGCAUUUAGAUCUUCAGUGUUAGGAAAUCCUUUUCAUUUAUAUGAUCAUUAUUUUUUAUAAGUAGAAUACAGUGAUAUCUCCGGUAGCCAGAACAAUUGGUGCAGAGCACUUCCGGGAAUGAGAGAUUUCCGGAUAACAAGACGACUCUCAAAGCCAGAAAAAAAAAUCCCUCAUCCCCAGAAUUUUCCUGGUAAUGGAAAAAAUUUCUUGGAAGUUCCAGAAUGAGGCAUUAUUUCAUAUCUCGAACCCGGAAAAAAGUCCCUCAUCCUCGUAAUUUUCCGGGUAACUGAAAAAUUUCUCAAAAGUUUCAGAAUGAUGCAUUACAUCAUCUCUCAAACCCACAAAACUGUCUCCCAUCCCCAGAAUUUUCCGGGUACCGGAAUUUUUUUUCGGAAUUUCCAGAAAAUGCCCCUGAUUUUCAUCUCUCAAAGCCGGAAAAAUAUUCCCCCUUCCUUGGAAUUUUCCGGGUACUGGGAAAAAUUUAUUGAAAUUUUCCAUAAAAUGUGCCCCUCAGAAAAUCGUUCCCAACGCCGGAGUUUUCCCGAAUAUUCCGGGUAUCGGAGAGUUCUGGGUUUGAGGGAUUCCGGCUAACGGAGAUAUUAAUGUAAUCAUUUAUUUAUGCAGAACAUUGUUACUGGACUCAUUUGUUUUAUUAAUUUUUGGGGGGGAACUAGCCUCCUCGUUUCUACACAUUGUAGAGAGUGGAGCAGUCUUAUGUUUUGAACUUAUGCUGUUACCAGUGAUAUUAUCUAAGUUUGUAUGGUAUUCCUUGAGAUAGCAUUGAUGAAUAAGCUACUUUCCUUAGAGAAAUCAAACUGAAGAAAUAGUGUUCCUUGUCCAUUGGUUUGGAUCAAAAGCACAUAAAUGUAGCCAAUUUGAGUUCUAACUUGAGUGUUACCAUCAUAGCAGUGAUCACUGGUCUGUUACUGCUAAAAUUAGGCAAACGUUGAUGAUUAUUGGUAAUAGCAUUUGAAGGGAAGGGGUGAUUUUUUUUUUUCAUUUUGUAAAUCCUAAUGGUUCUUUGGGCUUAAACCUAAAACUAGGAAACACUUUUUCUUCUGCAAAAUCUUCAUCAGAGGCAUAGUUAAGGAGAAAAAACUGUUACUAACAUUAAGAAAAAAUUCUAAACAUAUUUUCCUAGUGAGUGCUUUUAUUUGCAUUUUUAAUAGGUUUACCAUUUACAAUUUAUAAAAACUAGUAAAUGAAAUAUUGAAGGUAAAGAAAGGAUAUAUGAUGAUACCAGAGCUGUAUUAGACAUUUAAAAGUAUUGUAUUAUUGGUACAGUCAGUAAGUAAGUAUUGAUCACCCCAAUGUCGAUGGAAUAGGAAAUAAUCGAUAACAACCAAAUGACUCCGGUAACCAAAGGCAUACAUUUACAGUUUUUCCAUGAUGUUUCAUAUUUUUAUGCAUGGUGGGGUGGUCGAUACUUUUUUAUUGCCUGUACAUAGGUCUUGUUUUGAUGGAUGCUCAGUUUAUUGCCACAAAUAACAAACAACUUCUCACUUCAACAUUGUGAUCUGCCAUCUGCCACAUAAUUUUUUAGUGUACGAGGUCUGUCCGGAAAGUGUCCAGCCAUUGUGAAUAUUGUGAGAACUGGUCGCGCGGCCUUGAUGUAACUUGGCAGCCACUCAGAGAGGACCGUACUGCACAUGCGUGAACAGCCACACUCCCGUGGGACAACUCAGAUGCCCGGCAGACGCCGUUGAGUGAGCAUGGGUACCGUGUGACCGUCGCAUUUACAAUGACCAAACAUUAACGAAGGAGUAAUACAUCGAAGUUCUUCGCCGGCUGAGGGAUGCGAUAAGAAGAAAAUGACCGCAGCUGAGGGCAAGUGGUGACUGGCAGCUUCAUCAUGACAAUGCGCCUGUCCAUUCUUCACGUCUCGUACAGGGUUUUUUGGCAAAACACCGCAUCACCCAGGUCUCUCAGCACCCCUACAGCCCAGAUUUGGCUCCCUGCGACUUCUGGCUUUUCUCAAAGCUAAAAUCGCCAUUGAAAGGAAGGAGAUUUCAGACCGUGAACGAGAUUAAGGAGAAUGCGACAAGGCAGCUGAUGAAGAUCCCGAAAGAGGACUGUUUUGAAAAGUGGAAGAGACGCUGGGAGAAGUGUGUGAGGUCCCAAGGGGAGUACUUUGAAGGGGACUAAGGCGCCAUUGUCCUAGGUAAGCAAUAUUUUUUUAAUAAUAAAUGGCUGGAUACUUUCCGGACUGACCUCGUGUACAGUACAGUGUUAUAUCCGUUAGGUGGAACAAUUGGUGCAGAACACUUCAGCCAAUGGGAAAUUUCUGGGUAACAAGGCGACUCUCAAAGCAGUAAACAAUCCCUCCUCCCAGGAAUUUUCCAGGUAAUGGAAAAAUUUUCUUUGAAGUUCCAUAAUGGUGCAUUACGUCAUCUCUUGAACCUGGAAAAAUAUCUCCCAUCCCCGGAAUUUUCCAGGUACCGGAAAAUUUCUCUCACAAUUUCCGAAAAUGCACCUGAUUUUUAUCUCUCAAGCCUGGAAACAAAUCCCUCCUCCCCGGAAUUUUCCGAGUACAGGGUACUAGGAAAAUUUCCCAGAAAAUGUGCCCCUCGGAAAUUCUUUCCCAAAAGCAGAAUUCCUGGAAAAUUACAGCUUUGGUAAUGAUUUUCCGAGAAAAUUUCAAUUCCGGUUAUCGGAGAGUUCCGGGUUUGGGGCAUUCCAGCUAACGGAGAUAUUAUUUUAGAAUACUGUACUGUAUAUGAAAUUACAAAAAAAACAGUUGUGUACCAGUUUUAGUUAUUGUGUGAUAUCAUGUCAAUAUGACUUUUCUAUACCCAAGAAUACAUUUAACAUUGUCACGAUAUGAUUUAAGAACCAUUACUUCAUGUCACACAUUUAGCCCUUGGCAGAAAUUAUACAGUGGUUGAAGAUCUUGCCCACAUUGUUGAGGUGCAUACAUCUGAAUUGAGUUCUUGAUUUGGAUUUCUUUCUGAGCCUUAUUCAUUAGCAACAUUGAGAGCAACGUACUACAGUACUUCUAUUCAUUAGGGACAAGCAUGUCCACCUUAUGUGUACUUCUUAAGAGUCUCAUAAAUAAUAUACCUUGUGGUACAGGUGUGGUUGCCACUAGUAUACAGUCAAUAACCUGUCUGCAACCUUCUUGGAGUGUGUGUGUUUGUGUGUGUGUGUUCUCUUGAGUACUGAGGAUUAAGAAUGUAAAGCAUGAAAAAAUCUAUGAUAAUUUUGAUAUCUGCUGGAUUUGGACAAUUGUUUAUUGGUAAUAUAUUAUUAUAUAUUUAUAUACUGUACCUGUAUUCAGUUUAUCCAAGGAUGAAAUAUUUAUUUUUUCAUUAUUCAGUAUUUAGCCAUUAUAAUAUACUGUACAGUAUUUCAUUCACAAAGUGGGUAAUAUUUGCUGAGUCUUUGUCAUACUCCUCCUGUCCUACCCCCGACAACACAUUUUUUCUCUUUCACUUAUGUUUUCAGUGUCAUCUCCCCGUCACCAUUUUUCAGUCCUUUUGAUAUCCAUAUUACCAGCUAUGACAUUCCUUUUUCCCUUAAGGGGAUCGUCGGCUUAGAUCGAUGAAAAAUGAAAAAAAAAUAUCAUAAACAGUGAAAAAAUUACUGAGCAAAGGUGCUGCCUAUGGCCAUAUGUGAAUGGAGUUUUAUAGUGAUAUUCAUAAUAUUUAUGCAGCUAUGUAUGGUUCCCUCCCCCCCCCACAUCCACCCACCUUUCCACAUCCCCUUGGGUAGACAUAUGAAUGAUCGUGGUAAAGUAUUUUCUCCCAAAUUACGAUUAAAUAGCACAAAAUUUUUUUUAGAAAUUCAUUUCAGGCAACUCUCUUUCUCUCUGGCAAGUAGAGGGAAGCAAGACAGAAGAUUAGUCAGGAGGUCCCAGGCCUUGUCAAGGAGAGGUGUGUACUCUGCUGCACCGCUCAUUUUACCUCACUUGUAUUGCUGUACCAGCCUUCUCUCCUCGAAUACGAGGAUGGCAUGUGAUUCAAAACAUAAAA